This is a messenger RNA of Stegodyphus dumicola, 940 nucleotides long. Its product is annotated as protein sister of odd and bowel-like. The record is from RefSeq and is a predicted model, not a curated record. Lineage: Eukaryota; Metazoa; Arthropoda; Arachnida; Araneae; Eresidae.
UUAUGAAUAUUUAAUAUAAAAAUUCAAUGAUUUUACUUUGAUUUACAGGCUUUAAAUCUUCUGAUACUUCUUCAAAAUGCAUCAAUGAAAGCAAUGCGUCGGGAGAGAUGAUAUAUCGGUGUACAUAUUGUCCUCAUUUUUCAAACCGAAAAGGAAACUUGAAAUAUCAUAUGCGUAUUCAUACUGGCGAACGUCCAUUUUCUUGCAGAAUUUGUUCCAAAGGAUUUCGUAGAAACUGUGAUCUUCGAAGACAUGUGAUAACCACUCACUCUGAAUACAUUUUGCUUUGGUUCACAGGUUUUAAGUCUUCUGAUACUUCUUUGAAAUGCAUCACUGAAAGCUGUGCUUUGGGAGAGAUAGUAUAUAGAUGUACAUAUUGUCCUCACUUUUCCACCCAGAAAGGAAACUUGAAAUAUCAUAUGCGUAUUCAUACUGGUGAACGUCCGUUUUCUUGCAGAAUUUGUUCUAAAACAUUUCGUAGAAAUUGUGAUCUUCAAAGACAUUUGAUAACUCAUGCCCAGAAUAGAAAUUUGGAGUUUUAAAAAACAAAUGCAUGUACAAAUAUCAGUAGCUUUUGUGCUAAAUAUGAUUUCCAGUACAAAGACUUCUUAAAAUCCUUUACUGUAUGUAUUAUAUAAUUCAUUGCAUUUUAUCUGUUAUGUUAGUAACAUGUUUUUAUUAAGAGGAAGUAAAGUACAUUAAAGCAUUUUAAUAAGAAAUUUUAGCAAAAGUAUUGAAACUUUCUCUGUGAAGUUUUUGAUUUUAUAAAUAUAUAAGAUUCAGAAUCAAAUUUUUAAUACAUUCUGAGCAAAAGAGAUAUGUUAUAUUUUUCAAAGGUUUAUUUUAAAAACAGAGCAUUUGAGGUAAAUAAAAGUAUCUGUCUCUAUAUAUGAUGUAAUCAACAAAACAAGCUGCUAAUAAAUGUUGUAUGAGAAUCCAA